AUGAUACCACGGACUCGUGUCGCCCAGGUUCUUCGACCGUUGGCGCGAGCCACGGCCUCCACGCCAACAGCCGCGUCGUCGCGUAUGGCGAUGCGAUGCAUUGCGACGUCUGCACCUAGACUGCUGAGCGCCUCUUCGCCACGACGGGCCACGAAACUCACCACCGAGAUGUACCCCGGCAUCAAGCGCGAUGAGCGGUUCAAGCAACUGAGCAGCGACGACGUGACGUACUUUAAAGAAUUGCUGGGCUCAGACUCGGCGCUCAUUGACGGACUGCACCAAGAUGCCGCUGCGGACAUUGAGCCCUUCAACGAGGACUGGCUGCACAAGUACAAAGGACAGUGCCGUCUCGUCCUGAAGCCCGGGUCAACAGAGGACGUCAGUGCCAUUCUGAAAUAUUGCAACGAGCAGAAGCUGGCUGUCGUACCUCAAGGCGGAAACACAGGUCUGGUCGGCGGAUCCGUGCCCGUUUUCGACGAGAUUGUCAUCAACAUGGCGCGCAUGAACAAGAUCCACUCGUUCGACGAGGUCAGCGGCUCUCUUGUAGCGGAUGCGGGCUGCAUCCUUGAGACGACGGACCAGUACCUCGCGGAAAGGGGCGCCAUCUUCCCGCUCGACCUGGGCGCCAAGGGCUCGUGCCACAUUGGUGGCAACAUGGCUACAAACGCCGGCGGGCUGAGGCUUCUGCGCUACGGAAGUCUCCACGGAAGUGUACUUGGACUGGAGGUUGUGCUGCCCGACGGCACCAUCAUGAAUGAUCUCUGCACGUUGAGGAAGAACAACACGGGGUACGACCUGAAGCAACUGCACAUUGGCGCGGAGGGCACCAUUGGUAUCAUCACCAAGGUGUCGAUUCAGUGUCCCCGGCGGUCAUCGGCGAUCAACGUUGCCUUUUUCGGACUCGAGUCGUUUGAAAAGGUGCAGCAAGCGUUCCGCGAAGCCAAGGGCCAGCUCUCGGAGAUCCUGUCGGCUUUCGAGCUGAUGGACGGCAAGAGCCAGAGCAUGGUGCACAAGGUGCGCCCGGACAGCAAGAAGCCUCUCGAGGACGAGCAUCCCUUCUACUGUCUCAUCGAGACGAGCGGUUCCAACGGUGAGCACGACUACGCCAAGCUCGAAUCGUUCCUCGAGGACGUGAUGACCAAGGAGAUCAUCACGGACGGCGUUGUCGCGCAGGAUGCGACGCAGCUCAAGUCGCUCUGGAGCUGGCGCGAGGGGAUACCAGAGUGUCUCGGCCACUGGGGCGGCACCUACAAGUACGACGUGUCGAUCCCCAUCCAGGACAUGUACGCCAUUGUGGACGACAUCUCGGCCAAGAUGGAGGAGGCCGGCCUCGUCGGCGAGACGGACGAGUACCCCGUCGUGGGCGUCGUGGGCUAUGGCCACAUGGGCGACUCCAACCUGCACCUCAACAUUGCGGUGCGCCGCUACGACGUGGAGGUCGAGAAGAUCCUCGAGCCCUACGUCUACGAGUGGAUUGCGGACAAAAAGGGCAGCAUCAGCGCCGAGCAUGGGCUGGGCAUUGCCAAGAAGAACUAUAUCGGAUACAGCCGAGACGAGACGACGAUUGGCUUGAUGAAGCAGAUUAAGAAUCUCUAUGAUCCGAACGGCAUCAUGAACCCUUAUAAAUAUGUUUGA
Emericellopsis cladophorae is the source of this 1635-nucleotide messenger RNA. Its product is annotated as putative D-lactate dehydrogenase-like protein. The transcript is spliced from 2 exons. The coding region runs from base 1 to 1635 and encodes 544 amino acids. Gene Ontology annotation, cellular component: mitochondrion. Gene Ontology annotation, molecular function: FAD binding; catalytic activity. The record is from RefSeq and is a predicted model, not a curated record. Lineage: Eukaryota; Fungi; Ascomycota; Sordariomycetes; Hypocreales; Bionectriaceae.